Molecule: messenger RNA, 1087 nt
Organism: Eutrema salsugineum
Lineage: Eukaryota; Viridiplantae; Streptophyta; Magnoliopsida; Brassicales; Brassicaceae
Product: NDR1/HIN1-like protein 2
Exons: 1
Coding region: 231-959 (242 amino acids)
Biological process (GO): defense response to other organism
Source: RefSeq, a predicted model, not a curated record
AUUUAAUAAAUAGCAACAAAAAUAAAUAUACACGAGUAAUCACGUCUUUUUGAAUUCGUUUCCUUAUAAAAAGACUCGUUACGUUACUCUACUUUUGACUUCAAAACACAAUCUAUUUCCUUUCUAAUUACACACAUUAUAUAUCUACCCUCCUCUUCUUCUUCUUCACUGAACGAUUCGUAGUCUUAGAUAUCUGUUUUCAUUUCUCUCUGAGACAUAUCGUCGAACAGAUGGGAGACAGACAGCCAUACCUGAACGGCGGAUACUACGGGCCAUCGAUUCCUCCGCCGGCGAAGACCAAACGCCGAUACAACACGCCGGGAUUCGGAUGCUGCUGCUUCAGCUGCAUCGGUAGCUGUUUACGCUGCUGCGGUUGCUGCAUCCUAAGCCUGAUCUGCAACAUCCUCAUUGCCGUCGCCGUAAUCCUCGGCAUCGCCGCCUUCGUUCUCUGGCUCAUCUUCCGUCCCAACGCCGUCAAAUUCUACGUCACCGACGCAAAUCUGAACCGAUUCAGCCUCGAUUCGAACAACAACAGCAAUCUCCACUACGAUCUCGAUCUCAAUUUCACAAUCCGUAACCCCAAUCAACGAAUCGGAGUCUACUACGAUGAGAUCCAGGUCAGUGGAUAUUACGGCGACCAGCGAUUCGGCUCCGUAGGCAUAUCGCCGUUCUAUCAAGGACACAAAAACACGACGGUGAUUGGGACCAAAAUCGAGGGACAGAAUCUGAUGGUGCUCGGCGACGGAGCGCGAGCGGAUGUGAAGGAGGAUGAGAAAGCCGGAGUUUACCGGAUCGAUGCGAAGCUGCGGAUGAGUGUUAGGUUCAAGUUUUGGGUGAUAAAGUUGUGGAAAUUCAAACCGAAGAUUAAGUGUGAUGAUCUCAAGAUCCCUCUCGUUUCCUCUAAUUCAUCCAGCGGGUUUAAGUUUCAAACUAUCAAGUGUGACUUUGACUUAUCUUAGUCAACUCCCAGUUUUUUUAUGAAUUGUUCUCAUGUUUUUUUGUUUUUUUUUUUGUUUCGUUCUUCUAGUAUUUGGCUUAAGAUUGUAGAACUUGAUUAAUCCAUAUGGCUUAUGUGGGGUGUUUAUGU